Molecule: messenger RNA, 1899 nt
Organism: Ceutorhynchus assimilis (cabbage seed weevil)
Lineage: Eukaryota; Metazoa; Arthropoda; Insecta; Coleoptera; Curculionidae
Source: the annotation of a GenBank genome assembly
CUUUUUAAAGGGUAUGACUUUGACCUCUGUCACAACCCAACCCUUUUUGUUUUUCGGUCCUAAAAUUCUAAAAUCUUAACCUAGUACAAUUUUUAAGCAAAAAACAAAUAUUUUAAAUUAGCAAUAAGAAGGUUUUUGCAAGUUGAGUUACUUGCGUCAAUAGAAAAAAAUCUAAAAAUAAAAAGCUUGUUUUAUCAAAUCACAGUCGACUGUCGCUCAGUCAGUACGAAACGACGACACAGCACUGAAUUUUCCGGCCACCUGAUUUACUUGUAAUUUUAAUUUUUUUCCUAAAUUUUCCUAGUAAAAUGUCCUUAAAACAAUCUGUGGCACUGCUUCAAAGCAAAAAUGGGCUCACCUGCAUCACCCAAAGAGCCAGUUCCUGGUGGUCCGGUGUUCAAAUGGGCCCGCCCGACGUAAUCCUGGGUGUAACCGAAGCCUACAAACGUGACACCAAUCCGAAGAAAAUCAAUUUGGGCGUAGGAGCUUACAGAGAUGAUGACGGCAAACCUUACGUACUUCCCUGUGUGCGUAAAGCCGAGGAUAAAUUGAGAGCUAAAAAUUUGGACCACGAGUACGCUCCUAUUGGCGGAAUGGCAGAGUUUUGCAAAAAGAGCAUCGAACUGGCUUUAGGCGAAGGCAGCGAAGUUGUACAGAAUAGCUUGAAUGCAACAAUACAAGGGGUUUCUGGAACGGGUUCAUUGAGAGUUGGAGCUGCUUUUUUGAGCAACUUUUUCCCUUAUAAUAAAGUGGUUUAUUUGCCUGCGCCUUCAUGGGGCAACCAUACGCCUAUUUUCAAACAUGCAGGCAUGGAUGUUAAGUCUUACAGGUAUUACGACCCAAAAACUUGUGGAUUGGACUUUGCUGGAGCUUUAGAUGACAUUUCGAAAAUUCCUGAAAAAUCCAUUAUUUUACUUCACGCGUGUGCCCACAAUCCUACUGGUGUGGAUCCUACCAAGGAACAAUGGGCUGAGUUAUCAAAUCUUAUUAAGAAGAAAAAUUUAUUCCCCUUCUUUGAUAUGGCUUACCAAGGAUUUGCUACUGGUAGCGUUGAUAAUGAUGCUUUUGCGGUUCGUCUUUUUGUCAAAGAAGGCCACCGCAUCGCUCUAACUCAAAGCUAUGCCAAAAACAUGGGCCUCUAUGGUGAAAGGGCUGGAGCCUUCACCGUGACUGGUGAGUCCAAGGAGGAAGCCGACCGAGUAAUGUCCCAAAUCAAAAUUCUCAUCAGGGCUCUAUACUCCAACCCACCCAUCCACGGAGCUAGAAUUGUCACUGAAAUUUUGAGCGACUCACAACUUAGAGCUGAUUGGUUGAAAGAAGUAAAAGGAAUGGCUGACCGUAUUAUCUCAGUGAGAACCACAUUACGUGACAAUCUGAAAAAAGAAGGUUCCACUAAAAGUUGGGAACACAUCACGAAUCAAAUAGGAAUGUUCUGUUUCACCGGAAUGAACGCGCAAGAAGUCGAAAAACUAACGAAAGAAUUCAGUAUUUACCUAACCAAAGACGGUCGUAUUUCGAUGGCCGGAGUCACAAGCAAAAACGUCGAUUAUCUCGCCCAUGCCAUCCACCAAGCUACCAAAUAAAUUGAUUGCAACAAUAGUAUUUUGUUAGUUAAUUAAGAGAAAAAACACAAGCGCUUUAAGCAAGAAAGACAUUUAAGAUAUAGCUAAGAUUUUAAACAAAUUUUUUGUCUCAUACUUUUUAUUAUAACUUUUAUUAGCAUUUUUCCUUGUUAUCUCUUUAUCUUUAUAUUAUUGCAUUUUUUUUGUUUUGUUGUAAGCCAAGCUCCAAAGGUAUUAUUGUUGAUAUUUUUCUAAACUGGAAUAUACUUAUCUAUUUGAAAAACUAAAUUGUAGUUAAAUUUAAUACAUUUAAUAAUAAAUCUACCAAUUUGUUAGA